CUUCUUCUUACUCUUCACAUGCACUUCCUUUACAAAUCACAACCCCAACCCCAACCCCAAAUUCAAACCUAGACUGUGCUUUCACUUCUCAGAAGCAAAUUAAGCAGAGAAAUUAAAAGCCCUUGUGAGAGAGCUUUGAGGUGUGUAGUUGUUCGUUCUCUUUGGGUAAAAAUGGCUAGCAUUGUGUGUGCUGAGCGCGAUAAAUUUAACCUCAAUUAUGAAGAGACUGAGCUGCGUUUAGGCCUAGGCUUGCCUGGCGGAGGUGGAAACGAUGGCGAUGUCUCCAAGAGUAGCGGGAAGAGAGGGUUCUCAGAAACUGUUGAUUUGAAGCUUAAUCUUUUGUCUAAAGAUUCAGUGGCAGAUCAAGCCGAGAAGAUGAAGGAGAAGAGUGCUCUUCCUCCAUCCAACGACCCGGCAAAACCACCGGCCAAGGCACAAGUGGUGGGUUGGCCUCCGGUGAGAUCGUUCCGGAAGAACAUCUUGACAGUGCAAAAGAACAGCAGUGAGGAGGAGAAGGCUAGCAGCAGUGCAGCAUUUGUGAAGGUUAGCAUGGAUGGUGCACCAUACCUACGUAAGGUGGACUUAAAGAUGUACAAGAGCUAUCAAGAACUCUCUGAUGCCCUAGGCAAAAUGUUCAGCUCCUUUACUAUUGGCAACUGUGGAUCACAAGGAAUGAAGGAUUUCAUGAAUGAGAGCAAAUUGAUCGAUCUUUUGAACGGUUCCGAUUACGUGCCUACUUAUGAAGACAAAGAUGGAGACUGGAUGCUUGUUGGAGACGUGCCAUGGGAGAUGUUCGUCGAAUCUUGCAAGCGCUUGCGCAUAAUGAAAGGAUCCGAGGCCAUCGGACUUGCCCCAAGAGCAGUGGAGAAGUGCAAGAACAGAAGCUAGAGGCACCCAUCCAGAGUCUGCCCAUCAAAGGAAAGCCAGAAGCAGCUGGGGAUCAUGGAUGGAUGUGCUUGUAUGGUGGUAUGAUAUAUAAAUAUGAGAGAGAAAAGAAGCUGGGAAAUUGUAUUAGGAGCAAGAAACAAUAACAGUACUACUUGUUCAUAAGACUGUUGCUCAAAAUUGUGUAGCUUUGUCUAUUAUCAAUGGCUUCUUGUUAGUCUAAUAACAACCCUCAUGCAUCGUCCUUUCUUGUUGUUGUGAGUGUUUUUUGGUUCCCUAGAAAUUUUCAGUGCCGUGUAUUUUAUUUGUAAGAGAUGAGAGAUUCUCUGUCCCCAAAUGUAUACAAUUUUUUUUUUUAAUAAUUUUAAAAUUUUAAAUUCAUAA
This is a messenger RNA of Vitis riparia (riverbank grape), 1269 nucleotides long. Its product is annotated as auxin-induced protein AUX28. The coding region runs from base 172 to 888 and encodes 238 amino acids. The transcript has 5 exons. Gene Ontology annotation, molecular function: protein binding. The record is from RefSeq and is a predicted model, not a curated record. NCBI's taxonomy places the organism in Eukaryota, Viridiplantae, Streptophyta, Magnoliopsida, Vitales, Vitaceae. Gene Ontology annotation, cellular component: nucleus. Gene Ontology annotation, biological process: regulation of DNA-templated transcription.